Messenger RNA from Diospyros lotus (date-plum), 3652 nucleotides. RefSeq names its product DExH-box ATP-dependent RNA helicase DExH9. Gene Ontology annotation, cellular component: nucleus. Lineage: Eukaryota; Viridiplantae; Streptophyta; Magnoliopsida; Ericales; Ebenaceae. Gene Ontology annotation, molecular function: ATP binding; RNA helicase activity; RNA binding. The record is from RefSeq and is a predicted model, not a curated record. Bases 179 to 3148 code for a protein of 989 amino acids. The transcript is spliced from 15 exons. Gene Ontology annotation, biological process: maturation of 5.8S rRNA; RNA catabolic process.
UUGGUUCCUGGAAUUGAACUGCAGAUAGCCCGACCCGACCGCAUAUAAAGCCUGCUACUCGCUCGCCCAUUCUUUAAUAUUCCGGCCGCCUGUUAGAGAGUAUCGCGCCAAAGGCCCCGCCGCCGUUUGGAUCGUGCGUCGCCUCAUCGAGAUACCUAUUGAAGCGUUAACGAGAUCAAUGAAGAGGAAGUCGCCAGAAAGGCCGUACGAGGAAUCUAGUCCUCUUUCAAAGCAGCAGAAGGAGAAUGGUUCAGUUGCUGUAGAUGAGCCUGUAGCAUGCGUGCACGAUGUAUCAUACCCCGAGGGAUACGUCCCUCGUCCAAAUACCGCACUGGCCGAAGAAGGUUCAAAACCGGCAAAGGAAUUCCCCUUUACGCUCGACCCUUUUCAGUCUGAAGCAAUCAAAUGCCUCGAUAGUGGUGAAUCGGUCAUGGUAUCAGCUCAUACAUCAGCAGGGAAAACUGUUGUUGCACUGUAUGCCAUUGCUAUGUCUUUGCUGAACAAACAAAGGGUAAUCUAUACUUCACCAAUUAAAGCACUUAGCAACCAGAAAUAUAGGGAGUUUAAAGAAGAGUUUUCAGACGUGGGUUUGAUGACUGGGGAUGUGACCAUUGAGCCAAAUGCAUCUUGCUUGGUGAUGACCACAGAAAUCUGGCGUAGUAUGCAGUAUAAAGGAUCAGAGAUUUUACGUGAGGUGGCUUGGGUUAUUUUUGAUGAAGUACACUACAUGCGUGACAGGGAAAGAGGUGUGGUUUGGGAAGAGAGUAUUGUCAUGGCACCAAAGAACUCUCGAUUUGUGUUUCUCUCAGCUACGGUGCCUAAUGCAAAAGAGUUUGCCGAUUGGGUUGCAAAGGUUCAUCGGCAACCAUGUCAUAUUGUUUAUACUGAUUAUCGACCAACACCGCUUCAGCAUUAUAUGUUUCCCACUGGAGGCAAAGGCCUCUACUUGGUGGUAGAUGAAAAAGGAAAAUUUCGUGAGGAUAGCUUUCAGAAAGCUCUAAACGCUCUUGUUCCUGCUACUGAUGGUGACAAGAAAAGGGAGAAUGGUAAAUGGCAAAAGGGUUUGGUGGUUGGUAAGGCUGGUGAAGAGACUGACAUUUUCAAGAUGGUGAAAAUGAUUAUUCAACGUCAAUAUGAUCCUGUGAUACUUUUCAGCUUUAGCAAAAGGGAAUGUGAAUUUCUUGCAAUGCAGAUGGCAAAAAUGGAUCUUAAUGAGGAUGAUGAGAAAGCAAAUAUAGAAAAUAUCUUUUGGAGUGCUAUGGACAUGUUAUCAGAUGACGAUAAGAAGUUACCCCAGGUUUCGAAUAUGCUGCCACUGUUAAAACGUGGAAUAGGUGUGCAUCAUUCUGGCUUGCUUCCCAUACUGAAGGAAGUUAUUGAGAUUCUAUUUCAAGAAGGGCUUAUCAAGUGUUUGUUUGCCACAGAGACUUUUAGUAUAGGUCUGAACAUGCCUGCAAGAACAGUCGUCUUCACAAAUGUUCGCAAGUUUGAUGGAGAUAAGUUUAGAUGGAUAUCAAGCGGAGAGUAUAUACAAAUGAGUGGGCGUGCUGGUCGUCGAGGUAUUGAUAAACGCGGAAUAUGCAUCCUCAUGGUGGAUGAAAAGCUGGAACCUGCUACUGCUAAAAUCAUGUUAAAAGGAAGUGCUGAUAGUUUGAACAGUGCUUUCCAUUUAAGCUACAACAUGCUUUUGAAUCAAAUGCGGUGUGAAGACGGUGAUCCUGAAAACUUGCUUCGUAAUUCAUUCUAUCAAUUUCAGGCUGACCGUGCAAUCCCUGACCUUGAGAAACAAGCAAAAGACCUUGAAAAGGAGAGGGAUUCAAUUGUAAUAGAAGAAGAAGAUAGCUUGGAGAAUUUUUACUCUCUGCUUGAGCAAUGCAAAGGCUUGAAAAAGGAUGUUCGUGACAUUGUUUUUGCUCCAAGAUACUGCUUGCCUUUUUUGCAGCCUGGAAGGCUUGUGUCCAUCCAGUGUACAAAAACUGAAGAAACUUCCCCAUCUUUUUCUAUUGAAGACAAAGUUACAUGGGGAGUUAUAAUCAAUUUUGAAAGGGUGAAAGGUCUUUCUGAAGAUGACAGAAAUAGAAAACCAGAGGAUGCUGAUUACAUAGUGGACGUGCUUACAAGAUGUGCAGUGUUUAGGGAUGAAGAUGGAAAAAAGACUGUUAAGAUUAUUCCACUGAAGGAGCCUGGAGAACCUGUCGUUGUUUCUGUUUCUACCUCUCAGAUCAAUAGCUUGAGUAGUGUCCGUCUAAUCAUACCAAAGGAUCUUUUGCCACUGGAGGCUCGGGAAAAUACCCUAAAGAAGGUGUUAGAAGUUCUUUCUAGAUUUGCUAAAGAAGGAAUGCCCUUGCUGGACCCUGAAGAAGACAUGAAAGUUCAAAGCAGCUCAUACAGAAAGGCUGUUCGAAGGAUAGAGGCUUUAGAGAGCCUGUUUGAAAAGCAUGAAGUUGCAAAGUCUCCUCUUAUUGAGCAAAAACUGAAAGUUCUACACAUGAAGAAAGAGCUUACAGCCAAAAUUAAAUCAAUUAAGAGAACAAUGCGGUCUUCCACAGCAUUGGCUUUCAAAGAUGAACUUAAAGCAAGAAAAAGAGUUCUUAGGAGACUUGGAUAUGUUACGAGUGAUGAUGUUGUGGAGUUAAAGGGAAAGGUUGCUUGUGAAAUCAGUAGUGCAGAUGAGUUGACCUUGGCAGAACUCAUGUUUAAUGGGGUUUUGAAGGAUGUAAGGGUAGAAGAGAUGGUGUCUCUUCUUUCUUGCUUCGUCUGGCAAGAAAAGCUCCAGGAUGCUCAAAAGCCUAGGGACGAACUUGAAUUGCUCUUUUCACAACUACAAGAUACAGCUCGAAGGGUUGCCAAAGUUCAGCUUGAGUGCAAGGUCCAAAUUGAUGUGGAGAAAUUCGUGAGUUCUUUCCGGCCUGAUAUAAUGGAAGCCGUGUAUGCUUGGGCAAAAGGUUCGAAAUUCUAUGAGAUUAUGGAGAUCACUCCAGUCUUUGAAGGCAGCUUGAUCAGGGCUAUCAGGAGACUGGAGGAAGUUCUACAGCAGCUAAUACAAGCAGCAAAAUCCAUUGGAGAAACUGAGCUUGGAGCAAAAUUUGAAGAUGCUGUUUCUAAAAUUAAGAGGGACAUUGUCUUUGCAGCAUCUCUCUACCUGUGAUUAUGGCAAGAAAGAAUCCUCAAUUGUUCUGCCAUUUACUGGGUGUUCACGAGGGGGGCCACUGCAUUCGGAUCUAAUUAUUAGCAUCAGUAAAAGACGAGAAAAAAUCCAAAUUAUAUGAAGAUGUCGUGGAAUGUUACUGCUUGGUCUUUGAAGAUGUCUGCACUCACUUUGAUAACAAGGGAAGGGGUUGCCUUCAAAUGGGAUAAGGAUCCUCUUGAUAAUGUCUGUUCUGUGCAGGCAAAGGAGAUGGCCAGAGAAUUAACUUAGGGACUGUAGCAAUUAAAUACAGAUGAAGGUUGUAUAGCUAACCAUAUCCAUGUUGCUGGCACACUUGCAGGUUGCAGUAAUAUGUUAUGUUGCCUACAAAAUUCACCUCAAGCUUCCUAUUGUUUUGCUACCCUUACAACUCCACAAAUAACAUUCUCUUUUUCCCUUGUUUUUUAGCUUGCCAAAUACUUUAUACGGAUGUAUUGUAUGUUACUAUCAUAAGGAACUUUUCUA